GGUUGUGAUGGGUUGACAGGUGCGUGACAAUCGGAGCUCUCUGCAAGCAUGUACGCCAAAGGCAAGAGUAGCAACGUGCCGUCGGACAGCCAAGCCAGAGAAAAGUUAGCUCUGUAUGUUUACGAGUACCUGCUGCAUGUAGGAGCACAGAAGUCAGCACAGACCUUUCUCUCAGAGAUCCGAUGGGAGAAGAACAUCACAUUAGGAGAACCUCCGGGGUUCCUCCACUCAUGGUGGUGUGUUUUCUGGGACCUGUACUGUGCAGCUCCUGAGAGGAGAGACACAUGUGAACACUCCAGCGAGGCCAAGGCCUUUCAUGACUACAGUGCUGCAGCAGCUCCCAGCCCUGUCCUUGGGAACCUUCCCCCAGGAGAGGGCAUGCCAGUGGGACCAGUCCCUCCAGGGUUCUUUCAGCCAUUUAUGUCACCUCGAUACCCCGGAGGACCCAGACCACCCCUCAGAUUACCCAAUCAGGGACUUGGAGGAGUCCCAGGUAGCCAGCCUAUGUUACCUAGUGGGAUGGACCCCACAAGACAGCAAGGACAUCCAAAUAUGGGAGGACCGAUGCAGCGGAUGACUCCACCCAGAGGCAUGGUACCGCUGGGGCCCCAGAACUAUGGAGGUGGAAUGAGACCACCACUGAAUGCCCUGGUUGGUCCUGGGAUGCCUGGCAUGAACAUGGGACCUGGUGGGGGUAGACCUUGGCCAAAUCCUCCAAACUCCAAUUCGACCCCUUACUCCUCUGCAUCUCCAGGAAGUUAUGUGGGACCUCCAGGAGGCGGAGGGCCACCUGGGACCCCAAUAAUGCCAAGUCCAGCAGAUUCAACCAACUCCGGCGACAACAUGUACACUAUGAUAAACACAGUCCCUCCGGGUGGAAGCCGACCAAAUUUCCCUAUGGGUGCAGGUGGGGAUGGUCCAUUAGGGGGAAUGGCUGGAAUGGAGCCCCAUCACAUGAAUGGAUCAUUAGGGUCAGGUGAUAUGGACAGUCUCCCUAAGAACUCUCCUGGUAACCUCAGCAUGAGUAACCAGCCAGGAACCCCCAGGGAGGAUGGAGAGAUGGGAGGAAACUUCCUUAACCCUUUUCAGAAUGAAAGUUAUUCUCCAAACAUGACAAUGAGCGUGUGAAGACUUGGGAAGCAGGUUGGUCAGUCGCUCAGUAAGCUGGUGUGGACUGGUGAAAAGCAGAGAGACUGGAUGUGGUGUCAUCUAGGCCAGUGACUCUUCCUCCACCACCGCCUACCUAGUCAGGACAGUUGCCCCAGGCUCCGUCCUUCUACUACCCCACCCUGACCCUCACCUCCACUUCCCCUCCCCCUUUCAUGGUUUCUGUCCACGUCUCUUCUCUGCUGUUUCUUCUCCCGUUCUAAGUGGUGACUCUGCUACAUUCAUCAGUUCUUCCUCUGCAACUAUGAGACUGUACAAAGGAACCAAAUUGAAAAAAACCCGGAGGAGAACUCUUUGUAUAUUUGCAUAUGGUGUGUAUGAGACUGUGCACACGCUCCAGUCACAGACAGAUGUUUCUGCCUUUUGCAUCAUGUCAUGGAGUUCAUACCCAAAAACAAAAGGCCAGUAUCCUAUUUAUCGUAAAGUUUAAAUUUCCAAGGAUUUAAAGAGAUAAAGACACUUUUUGAUUGAUGGUAAAAAAUUUAAUCUAACUGGCUGUCUAACAUGGAACAUCUUUCGUCUUUACCUGACAAAUUACUUUGUCCCUUACUGGAAGAGAAUUGGAGAGACAUCACAAUCAUAUUACCAUGAGGUUUUUAAUCAAGGCUUGUGCAGAUAUUUGUAAAAUCUUUUCAACUUUUGUGGUUGUCUAAAUCUUUAAGACCCCAAACAUUGUGUUUUAUGUUUUAUACUGUGGGUCUACAAAGUUUUCUUUAAUUUCCAUCACAAUCAGCCACAAAUGUGGAAAAUGUAAGAUCUUUCAUUCUGCCUCGCAUCUGUUUCGUUUGUGAGGUCUGAUGAGGCAUAUGAAGUGCAGAUCAAAGUCAACUCUUUGUUCAGACUUUAAUCAUAAUUUACAGAAAGACUUCAGCACAACCUGAAAUAUUUGAUUGCACUGAAUGGUUACUGAGAAAAGAGAGCUUUGUCCAAGGCUUAAAGUGAAACUAUAUAACUUUUGAACAGCAGCCACUGUUGCUAUGAGUGGCAAUUUACAGGAUAAUGGUUCAUGAUGAUGAUGUCAAAACAGCAGUUCAACAGCAGCAAAAGCUGAGAAGAGUCAUAAAUUCUGAAGUGGCUAAGUAACGUCUAUUAUGGAGCAAUAUCAAGCUAAAGUUUGUAACAUUAGCUAACAUUUAGCAACCAAAAGCUGAUAGUGAUACCAAGGCUGUAGAAGCAAAACCCUUGAGUGAAUUGAAUUGAGCAAUGGUGCGUUAAAUUGUUUAUGAAUUCAACUAUCCAUUUGUAAGACGAAGAAUGUUAUUUGAUUUUUCAAAAGUUAAAUAGUCUCUCUUUAAAUCAGACUAGAUCAGUCCUUAUGCUAACUGUAAAUUAAUUAGUGAGAGCAGAAAGGAUAAUACUGGGGAAGAAGGUUCGCACAAAGGCCCAAUAGCAUAGCGUGCUAAUACCCAAUAGCACUGUACAGACUGAAAGUUUGGCCACUUUUUUUCUCCCAAGUAAGUGAUCUUUCUGCAUUCAGCAGAUUACCUUUGUUGCGAUUCAGACUGCUUUAGAUGUAGACAGCAAAAGAUAAUUGAUUUUUCUUAUGUGAAGAUGUUAUCUAACAAGAGGGGACACUGAAUCUGUAGUCAGAUAGUUUGUUGCUUUUGUCUGCUGAUGCCUCUCUCACCUCGAGUUCUUUAAACCUGGAUUCAAAUGAUUUAUCAGUCUACGUCACAGUCUACUGUACAAAUAAUGUUAAAACCGGAGAGAGAGAGGGGGAGAAAUCAAAGACAGAUCCACUGUAUGGAUGAUAAACGGUAAGACACAAGCUUAGAAAAGUCACUUUGGUCACUCAUACUUUAUUGUCAUCCGGAUAAACUGUGAUCUCAGUGUGAUAUGAAAGGUUGGUUGGUACAGAAAGCUAUACUGAGCUUGUUUUUAAAUCAAUGUUUUAAACUUUUUUCACUGCCCAAGAUGUAUUAUCAUCAUGUAUAAAAGGUCAAUAUGCCUGUGAACAUUCUCCUUUCCCCUCCCUUACUGCAAAGUGUACAGCUCACAAAUGUAGCUCCUCUGUCUUGUAUGUGUAUUUGAUAUUAUUGUUAUUAUUUAAAGAAAAACCUGGAGAGAAUUGUCGCCAAAGGGAGCGAUGGACUGAUGACGCACCAUCACAACUGAACAGAGAUUUUUAUUUUCUUUUUCUUUUUCGUUAGAUUGAAGCCAUAAGUGGGAGUACAAGAAGAUGCAUUUGUAAAUUGGAUCAUGUUUUCUGUUUUGUGGCAGUAUGUGGGACUCCAUUUGUGAUGUGUUCAUUUUCUCUUUUUUAUUCUUGUAUUAUGUUUUUGUAAAUACAGAGAAGUAUUUCAUGGGUUUUGAAUAUGCUGGUAUAAAGCUUCUCUUCCCUUA
Messenger RNA from Toxotes jaculatrix (banded archerfish), 3510 nucleotides. RefSeq lists its product as uncharacterized. Gene Ontology annotation, cellular component: nucleus. Bases 49 to 1128 code for a protein of 359 amino acids. Gene Ontology annotation, molecular function: protein binding; single-stranded DNA binding. The transcript is spliced from 17 exons. The record is from RefSeq and is a predicted model, not a curated record. NCBI's taxonomy places the organism in Eukaryota, Metazoa, Chordata, Actinopteri, Toxotidae. Gene Ontology annotation, biological process: positive regulation of transcription by RNA polymerase II.